CUGCGGGGUUCCAUGGCAGUUGCAGGCGGCCAGGCCAUCGGUUGGGGGGUUGGAACGAGCCAGUCCUGCCCCGUCUCCGCUCUGGAGGUCCCAUGGUAGCAGAUCCGGGAGGAGGCCCCGCCGGGCUUUCACGGCCACCUGGCCCCGCACCCGGAGCGUCUGAGCCGGCGUGAGGAGCCCAGCCAGUGUCCGAGAUGCCGGACGCCGCCAGCCACCUGCCCUUCUUCUACGGCAGCAUCUCGCGGUCGGAGGCGGAGGAGUACCUCAAGCUGGCCGGCAUGGCCGACGGGCUCUUCCUGCUGCGCCAGUGCCUGCGCAGCCUGGGGGGCUACGUCCUGUCCAUGGUGCACAACCUGGAGUUCUACCACUACCCCAUCGAGCGCCAGCUGAACGGCACCUACGCCAUCGCGGGGGGCAAGGCGCACUGCGGGCCGGAGGAGCUCUGCGAGUUCUACUCCAAGGACGCCGACGGGCUGUGCUGCACCCUCCGUAAGCCCUGCAACCGGCCCAGCGGCGUGGAGCUGCAGCCCGGCAUCUUCGACAGCAUGCGGGACAACAUGGUGCGGGAGUACAUCCGGCAGACCUGGAAACUGGAGGGCGAUGCCCUCGAGCAGGCCAUCAUCAGCCAGGCCCCUCAGGUCGAGAAGCUCAUUGCCACCACCGCCCACGAGAAGAUGGCCUGGUAUCACGGCAACAUCUCCCGGGACGAGGCGGAGCGCAGGCUCUACACUGGAGCACAGCCUGAUGGGAAAUUCCUGCUGAGAGAGAGGAAGGAGACGGGCACCUACGCGCUGUCCCUGGUCUACGGGAAGACGGUGUAUCACUACCGCAUCGACCAGGACAAGUCCGGCAAGUACUCCAUCCCCGAGGGGACCAAGUUCGACACGCUGUGGCAGCUGGUGGAGUACCUGAAACUCAAGCCGGACGGGCUGAUCUACUUCCUGAAGGAAAGCUGCGUUAAUCCCAGCAUGCCGGCAGCUCUUGCGACGCCGACCCUGCCAGCGCACCCCUCUGUCAGCGCCCAGCGACGCCUGGGAGCGCUGAACGCAGACGGGUACACCCCGGAGCCCAUAGGGCGGGGGAAAUCGCGCAUCCUGCCCAUGGACACCAGCGUCUACGAGAGCCCCUACAGCGACCCGGAGGAGCUGAGGGACAAGAAGCUCUUCCUGAAGAGGGACCAUCUGAUGAUCGACGAGGUGGAGCUGGGCUCAGGGAACUUCGGCUGCGUCCGCAAAGGCGUCUACAAGAUGAGGAAGAAGCAGAUCGACGUGGCCAUCAAGGUGCUGAAGAGCAACAACGAGAAGGCGGUGAAGGACGAGAUGAUGAAGGAGGCGCAGAUCAUGCACCAGCUGGACAACCCCUACAUCGUCCGCAUGAUCGGGGUCUGCGAGGCAGAGUCGCUGAUGCUGGUCAUGGAGAUGGCCUCAGGCGGGCCCCUCCACAAGUUCUUGUCGUCCAAGAAAGACGAGAUCCCAGUGAGCAACGUUGUGGAGCUGAUGCACCAGGUGGCCAUCGGGAUGAAGUAUUUGGAGGAGAAAAACUUUGUCCACAGAGACCUGGCUGCCAGAAACGUCCUGCUGGUCAACCAGCAUUAUGCCAAGAUCAGCGACUUCGGCCUCUCCAAGGCUCUGGCUGCGGACGACAGCUAUUACAAGGCCAGGACGGCUGGGAAGUGGCCGCUGAACAAGUUCUCCAGCCGCAGUGACGUGUGGAGCUACGGCGUGACCAUGUGGGAGGCCUUCACCUACGGGCAGAAACCGUACAAGAAAAUGAAGGGCCCCGAGGUGAUCAGUUUCAUCGAGCAGGGGAAGCGCAUGGAGAACCCGGCCGGCUGCCCCGCAGAGAUGUACAAGCUGAUGCUGCAGUGUUGGACCUACAAGUGGGAAGAUCGCCCGGGCUUUGCGGCGGUGGAAAGCACCAUCCGCUCCUACUACUACAGCAUCUCGGCCAAGCCGGAGAAGGAGUCCGAGGAGACGGAGGACCAGGCCAAGGCAGCGGGCCCGUGAUCUUGCCCCGGCACGGGCGGCCUCCAGCCGCGGGCAGUCGGGACGGCGCUGGGGACGCAGGG
This is a messenger RNA of Pelodiscus sinensis (Chinese soft-shelled turtle), 2068 nucleotides long. The record is from RefSeq and is a predicted model, not a curated record. NCBI's taxonomy places the organism in Eukaryota, Metazoa, Chordata, Testudines, Trionychidae.